This is a messenger RNA of Peronospora matthiolae, 600 nucleotides long. The record is from the annotation of a GenBank genome assembly. NCBI's taxonomy places the organism in Eukaryota, Oomycota, Peronosporomycetes, Peronosporales, Peronosporaceae.
AUGCAGCCGUCCUCCCUUCCAUCCCUCACCAUAGCUCUGGCCGCUCUUUCUGCCGUGUACGCAGUGGAUCCAUGCGACAUGGGCGCCAUCCAGAGCAGUUUGCUCCCGAACGGCACCAAUUGGCACAAAAGCUGCGCGGCCGCCACGGGCGUCGACGUGUUUUCCAUGGGCACGUUCCCGACGAAGCCCGAGGCGAAGAACAUGACCAUGUCCCGCGACUGUGUCAACUACUUGAACCAGCUGAACCAGCAGGCGAACUCGCUCAUCCAGUGCGAGACGCUCGUGGGCGACCAGCCCAUCGUCUUGGCGGAGCUCCUCACGGACCUGCUCAUGGGCAAGUCGAGCAACAAGACCAAGGAGGUCAGUGGCUCGAGCAGCACGUCCGCUAGCGUCUCGCUGUCGGCGAGCGACUCGGCCAGUGCCUCGGGCUCGGCGUCGGCCAGCGAGGCCCAGAGCGUCUUGGGGUCCGAGGACGCGUCCGCGUCGCAGCAGGAGGAGAGCAGAAGCGCCGAGUCGGGCACGAGUGCGGGCUUUUCCGUGACUGCUUCGCUCUCUGCUGUCGCAGCUGGAGCGACGACUGUGCUCAUUUUUACGCUCUAG